AAAAAAAAAGAGGGAAAUUAAUUUUAAAAUAUCGAAAAUGGAGUUCACCUGCAAGGACUUCAAGGUGGGGAAAUGCGAGGGGGAGAAGCUGGUGCACGGAGAAACCAUGCCUCUAGUGCUCCAGCCCCCGGGCCCAUGGACAGAUGUCGAGUCGUUGUUGGUUAGCAUCGAGAGGAACAAGGAGUGGUUCGAGGAUAUGAUCGUCAAGAACAGCGCGGUUCUCAUCAGGGGGUUCGACGUAAGUAACGCGGUCGAGUUCAAUGACAUCGUCGAGGCCUUUGGAUGGGAGGACAUACGCUACGUGGGGCCCGCGCCACGAACCCACAUACACAAGCGUGUCUGGACGGCCAACGAGGGGCCUCUCUCCGAGUUCAUAUACUACCAUCACGAGAUGGUCUUGAUAAAGGAAUUUCCGAAGAAGGUGAUACUAUUCUGCGAGGUGGCUCCACCGGAAGGUGGGGAAACGCCGUUUGUGCCGAGUUUUCGUGUGACGGAGAGAAUGAUGGAGGAGUUCCCGGAGUUUGUGGAGGAGCUGGACAAGAAAGGGCUGAGAUACACCUUCACCGCCCUAAGCAAGGACGACACUUCUUCCAUGAGAGGCCGAGGUUGGGAAGACGCCUUCGGAACAUCCGAUCGUGCAGAAGCAGAGAAAAGGGCAAAAGCACUAGGAAUGGACGUAGAAUGGCUACCAAAUAACGGCGGGGUGAAGACAAUAUUGGGACCAAGGAAUCUGACACGUGUAUUCGAAGGGAGAAAAGGGAGGAGAAUGUGGUUCAACACUUUGGUAGGUAUGCAUGGCAAGGAGCUGAGCUCCGCCACAAUGGCCGACGGAACUGAAAUUCCGGCGAACAUUGUAAGGAGAUGUGAAGAGAUAAUAGAAGAUGAGAGCAUUCAAUUCAAGUGGCAGAAGGGUGACGUUCUGUUUCUUGACAAUUAUGCCCUUCUCCAUGGGAGGAGGCCUUCUCUUCCACCUAGAAAGGUCUUGGUUGCUACUUGUAAAUAAUCGAAAAAUUAGUGGCCUUUUAUUAUAUAUCAAGAAUGAGCAGCUAUACUAAAUAAGCUCUUCUUUGGCACUACUAAGCUUUUGUUUUGGAAUGUAAUGAAUAAAUAGCCAACUUUUGUGGU
Erythranthe guttata (spotted monkey flower) is the source of this 1125-nucleotide messenger RNA. RefSeq names its product clavaminate synthase-like protein At3g21360. NCBI's taxonomy places the organism in Eukaryota, Viridiplantae, Streptophyta, Magnoliopsida, Lamiales, Phrymaceae. The record is from RefSeq and is a predicted model, not a curated record. Gene Ontology annotation, molecular function: oxidoreductase activity.